Molecule: messenger RNA, 4337 nt
Organism: Saccostrea cuccullata (small rock oyster)
Lineage: Eukaryota; Metazoa; Mollusca; Bivalvia; Ostreida; Ostreidae
Product: suppressor of cytokine signaling 4-like
Exons: 1
Coding region: 125-1294 (389 amino acids)
Biological process (GO): intracellular signal transduction; protein ubiquitination; phosphatidylinositol phosphate biosynthetic process
Cellular component (GO): phosphatidylinositol 3-kinase complex
Molecular function (GO): 1-phosphatidylinositol-3-kinase regulator activity
Source: RefSeq, a predicted model, not a curated record
AAUCCGUACUACGCAUGCGCGAAUUGCUCACAACUUGGGUAUCACCCAGAGAAAGUCAGUAUUGACGUAAUUUUACAAAUAUUUUGGAUUUUUCAGUAACCAUGACACCACAUUUGACUCACAGAUGAUGAAGCGUAUAACGUUUAAAAGUGUAAAGCUUUCGUUACACCGUCACCGACGAAGUUCGCCCGAAGAUGGAACUGGAAUGGUGGAUGGAGAUGCAACAUCUGAAACCAACACUUCAGCACCCCCAGAAUCCAGUCACGAGGUGAGGAAAAAAGAGAAGAUAGGGCUGCUAAAGAGUUUCAAACGCCGUCUGACGACGAACCUCCGCCGUAAAAGUGAUGACGGCCACGAGAGUGAUCACAUUGAGGACCAUUACAUGACUGUGCCUUCAAAGCGUGACACGAAAAAACGCAAGAAUAAAUGGAAGCCUCCUGACCACUCUUCCAAGUCCAACUCGUCGUCUCAUAGUUGUGAUAGCCUAGACCUGAAUAUUACCUCAAACAGUUUCCAAAAACUGUGUGACAUACAGAACAAUACUGAUGCGUAUGAUGUGAAUGUGAAAAAAGACAAAGCAAGCUGCAAGACUAAAGAUAUGGCUCGAUUUCAAGUGACAGAAAAAUGUAAGAAUGAUCAGCUACCGAAGGAAUGUGUCGUAAAAAAUGGUAGUUUGAAAGAGAGUAAUGUUUGUCCAGAGAAAAUGCCUUUCCCAUAUCUGGAAACCAGAACUGAGGUGACAAGAGCCCCAACUUUUACUGAUUGUGAUGAGGAACGAGAGGCACCGAAAGUCUGGAACUUGACACAGGAACUAUUUAGACUGUCAAAGUUUGGAUGGUACUGGGGCCCUAUAACACGAGUGGAGGCAGAGGAUAAACUUGCCAAUCAACAAAACGGUGCUUUCCUUGUUCGGGACAGUUCAGAUGAACGAUACCUUCUAAGUUUAAGUUUUAGAUCUUAUGGCCGGACAUGGCACACACGCAUCGAACAUUGCAAUGGAAUGUUUAGCUUUUAUGCUCAGCCAGAAACAGAGGGGUACCCCUCUAUAGUGGACUUGAUAGAACAUUCAAUGAAUGACUCUCAAACGGGCAUUUUCUGUUAUUCACGAUCAAGGUCCCCUGGUGCUCCAUCAUUCCCUGUGCGGCUGACAAAACCUGUUUCACGAUUUACUCAAGUGCGUUCUCUACAGUAUUUAUGUCGUUUUGUUAUUCGCCAGUACACUCGCUAUGACCAUAUUCAGCAGCUUCCUCUUCCAAAGAAAAUAAAAGGGUGGAUCGAAGAAAAUCAGUACUAGAAAAGGUGCCAGAUACAUGUAUAUGUAUACAUUCAUAUGUUUAUUGAUUAAAUUUGUUGUUUUGAAAACAAAUUAAGAAUUUCCCGGUUCUCAUAUAUGUUAGCAAAAUGUUGAAUUGUCUGAGGUUUGUAAAUAUACUGUGUUUUAACUUUUAUGGAAUUACCUCCUCCUAUAAAGAACGGCUCAAUAUUUGCCUUUUAAUAUUUAUUAUCUUGUACAUUUCAUUAUAUAUUGAGUAUCAUCAGUUUUCUACCUUUGUUUUAUUUUCCUUGUGAUCGAUAGUGAAUUUGUCAAAUUCAUUUUGAACACAAUUUCUGCAUUUGGAUGACUGGCAAAUUUCAUUUUCAUUUUAAUAUCUGCUUAUUUAAGCAUAAUAUUUUCUUAAUGUUGACUUGAUAAUGAUCUGAUUUUUUGAAAAAAAGUAUUUAGAGCAGUUAAUUUUCUAUGCUGUGCAUGUAUAUUUAUGACUGUUAGACUACAACGAGUAAAAUUGGUAUAUCAUUCAUCACUCAUUUGCUUUGAUAAAGGGUACACACAGUCUGGCAUUACAUUUUGUUUUGAUGAUUUAGUUAUUGCAAGCAAUUAAUACAAUUAUUAUUCCAAAUGGCAAAAGAAGUUUUUCACUUUGUACACUGAAGCACAGUACGUGUUUUGCAUUUAAUUUUUCUUUGCUUUUGUAAACUCUGUAUACAAAUGGUUGUCAGAAUCUGUGAGGUAGUUUUGAGACAUAGUCAAGACAGAUUUAUGUGUGAUUUGGCACAUAUGAGACUACAUCUAUUUUCGUAUAAUUUAAUACAGUAUACCCAAAAUGCCCAAGAAAAAAAAACUUUUUUUAUAUAUCUUUCUCAUGAUUAUAGUAAAUUAUUACAAAUCAAUAUACUUGUACUAGUAUUAUCAAAUCUUAAUCAUUAUUGAAAAAAAUCUUUCGUAGUUUCGUAUGUGUUGUGUGUGAAACAAAACUUGAAGAAGGAAUUGGACAGGGAUAAUUUUGGAGGGGGGGGGCUUAAAUUUGUAGACGAUAUUUAUUAAAAAAAAAAUAAAAUGGAUGAAUGAAUUGGACAAUAGGCAUUGCCUAUUUGUAUUUGUAUGCAAAAAUUUUAUAUUAAAGACUAUAAAAACUGGGGAAAGGAAAAUAAACACUUGAGCACAUGAUGCUUAAUUUUAUCAGACUUUUACACAAAGCAAACCAUUUUGAUCUAAAAUAUUAUUUUACACAUGAAUUUGUUAUGUAUUUCAUUUUAAACGAAAAAUAUAUUUGUACUUUUAAGCUUUUUUUCUUGAUGUGUAUGGAAAAACUGUAGUUCAAUGUAAUGUGAAACAUUGUGAUGGACUAUGUUAACUUAUGGUUGUAAUGACGGUAGUAUGAUUUGUCGGGAAGAUCACAGCUUCAGGCCUAGAAGUGUCAUUGAAGCAUUUGUUAUAUAAACUUAGCUUUAUUCCUAGCGUUACUAUAUACUUUUGUUUUUACUUCAUGUUGUCAGAAGUUUUUCAGUUGUUUUUUUUUUGUAUGCAAAUGUUACUAACAGUAAGAUGUUUUGACCCCUGGGUCAAAAACAGGGUCUCAGUGCUUUAGACUCUCUAUUAUGAUUAUAAUCUGUAUUUAUGCUGGUGUGCAAUAUCUUCUAUUCUGAGUACUAAGGUGCUGUUAUUUACCCAUUAUUAUAUUUAGCAAACAUCUGUGUGCAAUAGUGGCUACAUGUUGGACAAUUAUUACUUUUAUUCAUUUAUGAAUAUUUUACUCACAAACCUUUUUCAACCUAAAAUAAACAAUUCAAGUUUGAUUGAUUGGCCAAGACUGAAGUUUAAUUUGAUACAUUGGGUUUUAAACUAAAACUAAAGGAAGACUACCUGGAAAAAAUUCUGAAUUUUGAUGAAAUUCCAAGGAAAUGUUUUGACAAAUCCGAAACACCUACAUCCCAUGGACAUACUUACUCUUAAAGAUUAAAGGAAAUUCACCAAAAAGAGAAAUUAAAACUUCUUUAGAAAUGUCUUUUUACUUAAAUUUAAGUAGAUAAUUUUUUUUCAACAGAAAUCAUACAGUACAAACUUUAAACAUGAUAUACAUAUACCACCAUUCAUCAUCAUCAUGAAACUGCAGCAAAGGGCCACCUCAUUAUUUUGAAUAAGAAUUUGGCAAGUCUAGGUAUUAGAAAAGACCAUAUUUAGGCUGUUUAAGCUUUGUUUUGAUUAUACAUCUCAUUAUCAGACAAUAUUUGUAUUUUGAAGUCUGUGAUUUUACAUCUUUUUGUAUACUAUAAAUAUUCUUCUUUGGGAUUAUUAUUUACAAAUUUGUAUCUUACUAUGGGGUACAUUUUAUGAUUUGGCUUCAUUUUCUUAUCAAACGUGAUCAAGUUAUGAAAUCUGCCUCUUAAUAUGGCGAUCACAGAAAGACCAUAUUUGUUAGUCAACUUUGAGAAUCAUUAGACAGAUUAACGGAGGCAUUUUCUUUUAUUUUUUUUAAUUGGUUGGUGUAGUAUUACGAAGCUAUUUUUAGGUUGUUAAUUUAGCAUAUCACAGUGCUUGUACUUCUAAGAGGAGAAUAAGAAUUAUAAUGUCAUCAUCUCAGACUGAUGUUCACCCUCAUUUUGUCACCACUACAGAGAGUCAACUUGUUUUAUUACUAUCUGACCAGGGCAACUUUACCUUUUAACAUCUUUUUAGAAAAAUUUCUAAUCAAUUGUUUCUAAAUUUUCCUAAAAGUAUGUUAAGAUUCUUGAUGUCAUAUGUAAAAAAGAAUGUUUACAAAUUACUGUCAAAUAAAGAUAAUUCACUGGAAAGACUAGGCCAAUUGAAAAGAAAAUUGGGGUGGAAGAUGUCCGUAGAUGAAAGCAGCAGCUCUGACAAUAUUAGUGAUAAAUCAGGCCUGGCCUCUGUAGUGCGUGUGUAGAACAGGUAUCACAGAUACUGUAGUGAACAGCUGCUUCUUUUCAUCACUUUGUCAUGUUUUAGCUGUGAAAGUUCUAUUAACUUUCAUUAAGUAUUGCAUAUUAAGAUUUUGAAACAGCUGAUUAGGUUGCUAUUAAUAAAUGUGCAAAUCCACAAA